AUGGGAUUUGGAAAAGAGGGUGUGCUUGCAUGUGAGGAAAGUAAGAUCUACGUGAUUGCGACUGAUGGAGUGGAAGUUAUCACCGGAAGUAUGGAUAAAUCGGUGACAGUGUGGGAUAUGAUUACUGGGAUUGUUGGAAUUACUUCCGUCAAGUUGACGGCAGAUGCAAGCGGGGCCAUUCGUCUAUUCACCAAUCAGGACUACAAAGAGAUAUGGAAGGUCGAAGCACAUCAAACUGCAGUCAUAUCUAUGCAUUGUCAUGGUUCCAAGUUUGAUAGUGGAGAGGCUCGGAUGGUAAAGUUAGAGUAUGGAAUCUAA
Molecule: messenger RNA, 318 nt
Organism: Sclerotinia sclerotiorum 1980 UF-70
Lineage: Eukaryota; Fungi; Ascomycota; Leotiomycetes; Helotiales; Sclerotiniaceae
Exons: 2
Coding region: 1-318 (105 amino acids)
Molecular function (GO): protein binding
Source: RefSeq, a predicted model, not a curated record